Molecule: messenger RNA, 1326 nt
Organism: Akanthomyces muscarius
Lineage: Eukaryota; Fungi; Ascomycota; Sordariomycetes; Hypocreales; Cordycipitaceae
Exons: 2
Coding region: 1-1326 (441 amino acids)
Biological process (GO): ribosomal large subunit assembly; rRNA processing
Cellular component (GO): nucleolus
Molecular function (GO): 5S rRNA binding
Source: RefSeq, a predicted model, not a curated record
AUGCCCGUCAUAAAACCCCUGACCGGUGACUCGAACGAGGCCCCGAGCCAAUAUAAACAAACUUCCAGAAAGGGCAAGAAGGCCUGGAGAAAAAAUGUUGAUGUGACCGAAGUGCAGAAGGGUCUCGAGGACCUAAACGAGGAAAUUAUUCAAGGUGGUGUUAUCCGCGAAAGAGACUCGGCAGACCUGUUCGCCAUUGAUAUCAAAGGCGACUCGCAAAUCUCGAAAAAAUUCCCCAAACAUGCCAAAAAGACUCUCAAGGCCGAUGAGAUUCUCAACAGGCGAUCUGCCGUGGCGGCGGUAGCCCCGCGCAAGCGAGCAAGCGAUAGAACGACGAAUGGACUGCUUCCCGUGAAGCGCCAGCGUAGCGACUGGGUCACGCACAAGGACCUCGCCAGACUGCAGCGAAUCGCCGACGGCCAGCACGACACCACAAUCCAGGUCAAUGACGCCACGUUUGACCUGUGGGAUGCCCCCCAGGAAGAGCCCGCCGAGGUCGCCCUCGACCAUACCAAACUCAACGUCAGGACGCCCAAGACCAUGAAGCACGCGCCCCUCUCCCUGGUCGCCAGCGGCAAGCCCGUGCCCGCCGUCCAGAAGCCGACGGGCGGCUACAGCUACAACCCCGUCUUUACCGACUACGAGGAGCGCCUGGCGCAAGAAGGCGAAAGGGCCGUCGAGGCGGAGAAGAAGCGCCUCGCCGCCGAGGAAGCCGCCCGGCUGAAGCAGGAGGGGGCCGCCAAGUCCGCCGCCGAGGCCGAGGCCGCCGAGGAGCGCGCCAAUAUGUCCGAGUGGGAGGAGGACUCAGAGUGGGAGGGCUUCCAGAGCGGCGUCGAGGACGAGGGCACUGCCGCCGCCGCCGCCAAGCGGCCGAAGCGCAAGACGCAGGCCCAGCGCAACCGCAUCCAGCGCCGCCGCGCCGAGGAGCAGCUCGCCAAGCACAAGGCCGCCCUCAAGGCGCGCCGCAUCCAGGAGGCGCGCAUCGCGGACCUUGCCACUGAGAUCGAGGAGACGGAGCAGAGCCGCGCCCUGGCCCUGCUCGCCGGCGAGGACAGCACGAGCGAGAGCGAGCUGCGCGGCGCCGAGAAGCUCCGCAGACGGCAGCUCGGCAAGUUCAAGCUGCCCGAGCGCGACCUCGAGCUCGUCCUGCCCGACGAGCUGCAGGACUCGCUGCGCCGCCUCCGGCCCGAGGGCAACCUCAUCAACGACCGCUACCGCAGCAUGGUCGUCCGCGGCCGCGUCGAGACCCGCAGGCACAUUCCCUUCCACCGCCAGGCCAGGACAAAGGCGACGGAGAAGUGGACGCACAAGGACUUUGUCUUGUAA